CACACGAGGCGGAGGUGGUGGGAGGACCCGGGUUGUCUGCAUCUUGAGCGGAGAAGUUGGCGCCAAGCUUGGGGAGUGGGGGACCGGCGAAGGCGGGAGAGGAGAGCACAGUUCCCGGUCAUGGAUAUUCGGAAGUUUUUUGGUGUCACCCCAGUUGCCAAAAAAUCAACAAAUGAGAAGGAUAAAAAAGAGAAUAUCAAAAGUCCUCAUGGAGGUCCCACACGCAAGAAGUCAAAUGACAAAAAGUUAAAAAGUCCAGUCAGUGAUGAGGAGCUGAAGAAGAAGCAGCUGAGUAACAAGAAGAAGAGGAUCAUCUAUGAUUCAGACUCAGAAGAAGACACGCCACCAGUAAAAAAAUCAAAAAGGCCCCAGGAAAUAUCGCCACCGAUUUCAAAGCCGCUAAAGGUUAAGAAACCUGACCCUGUUGACUUUGUCUCAGAUACAG
Molecule: messenger RNA, 445 nt
Organism: Hyla sarda
Lineage: Eukaryota; Metazoa; Chordata; Amphibia; Anura; Hylidae
Product: replication factor C subunit 1-like
Exons: 4
Source: RefSeq, a predicted model, not a curated record